Molecule: messenger RNA, 778 nt
Organism: Malania oleifera
Lineage: Eukaryota; Viridiplantae; Streptophyta; Magnoliopsida; Santalales; Ximeniaceae
Product: transcription factor bHLH30-like
Exons: 2
Coding region: 2-778 (258 amino acids)
Biological process (GO): regulation of DNA-templated transcription
Molecular function (GO): DNA-binding transcription factor activity; protein dimerization activity
Source: RefSeq, a predicted model, not a curated record
UAUGCUUUCAUUUCCGAGCUUCUCCCAUGGAUUGAUCGAGAGUUGUUCCUCAAAACAGAACGACAAAAUCGAAGCAGAUAAUCAAUAUUCAAGCUUGAUGACGACGAUGAAAUCAGUACUACUGGACGGGGGAGACGGAGAUUCGAGCUUGGGCUCGGCAUCGGAGGAGUGCAAGAAGAAGAAACACAGCGAGGCCGAACGGAAACGCCGGCGGCGACACCUCGCCCACCUCGCCACUCUCCGCGGCCUCCUCCCCGAAAAAUUAACAAAAAAGGACAAAGCCUCGUUACUGGCGGAGGUGGUGCGUCAGGUGAGGGACCUGAAGAAGCAGGCAGCGGACGCGGCGCCGGUUGCAGCGGAGCACGACGGCGACGUCGGGGGCGGCGGCGGCGACGGAUCUGAGACCUCCUGGUGCUUCCCCGGCGACGCGGACGACGUUACGCUGAGUUACUGCGGUGAAGGCGGGGAGAUGAUAAAGGCGACGGUGUGCUGCGAGGACCGGCCCGGUCUGAACGGGGACUUAGCACGCGCGAUCCGGUCGGUGGGGGGGAGGGCGGUGAGGAUGGAAAUGGCGACGGUGGGCGGAAGGACGAAGAGCGUGGUUGUGAUGCAACGCGGCCGCAACGGCGGGAAAGAGGAAGAAGUAGAAGAAGAAACAGAGGAGGAAGAGAUUGGGAGGCUGAAGCGGGCGUUUAAGGCGGUAGUGGAGAACAGGGUUUCGGGAACUAGGUCGCGUCAGGUGUGGCCGAUCAGUAAGCGCAGAAAUUACGUAAAUUAA